Myotis myotis is the source of this 1703-nucleotide messenger RNA. It is a transcript of the gene ACOT9, whose product is annotated as acyl-CoA thioesterase 9. Lineage: Eukaryota; Metazoa; Chordata; Mammalia; Chiroptera; Vespertilionidae. The record is from RefSeq and is a predicted model, not a curated record. Gene Ontology annotation, biological process: acyl-CoA metabolic process. Gene Ontology annotation, molecular function: fatty acyl-CoA hydrolase activity. Gene Ontology annotation, cellular component: mitochondrion.
GCGGCCGGGGUGCGGUCGGCCUGGGCGGCGAGUUCUGGUCGCCGUGGCGCUCGCUGUCGCACUUGCUCUCGCCCUUUUCCUCGCUUCUGCUUCCCUCCGCGGGCCCGGGUCUCUGGUCACGUGCACAGCGGCGGAGCGCGAUGAGGCCUGUGGCGCUGCGGCUUUGUACCUUGAGCAGGGGGCUGCUUACUCCUGGCAGAAGACUAACUCAAGGGUUCCAGAAUCCUGAAAAACAGAGAGUCUUGCACAUUCAUGAAGCAUCUUCACCUUUACACGUGAAUAAUGUUCGAGAUAAGCUGCGGGAAAUAGUAGGAGUAUCUACCAACUGGAGAGACCAUAUGAAAGCAAUGGAGGAAAGAAAAUUACUUCGUAGUUUUUUGGCAAAGUCACAGGAAGCACUGCCCCCCAGGAGAAUGAAAGACAGUUAUGUUGAAGUUCUCUUGCCUUUGGGCAGUCAGCCUGAAUUACGAGAGAAAUAUUUGACUGUUCAAAAUACCGUAAGAUUUGGCAGGAUUCUUGAGGAUCUUGACAGCUUAGGAGUUCUUAUUUGCUACAUGCACACCAAAGUUCAUGAAGCUAAGAUGUCUCCUUUAUCGAUAGUUACAGCCCUGGUGGACAAAAUUGAUAUGUGUAAGAAGAGCUUAAGCCCAGAACGGGACAUCAAGUUCACUGGCCAUGUUAGCUGGGUUGGGAAGACAUCUAUGGAAGCGAAGAUGCAAAUGUUCCAGUUACAAGACAGUGAAUUUUGUCCUGUUUUGGAAGCAACAUUUGUAAUGGUGGCCCGUGAUUCUGAAAAUAAGGGGUCGGCAUUUGUAAAUCCACUCAUCCCUGAAGGCCCUAAGGAAGAAGCGCUCUUUAGACAAGGAGAAUUGAACAAGGGGAGAAGGGUUGCCUUCAGCUCUAUGUCAUUACUGAAAAUGGCUCCCAGUGCUGAGGAGAGGACGACCAUCCAUGAGAUGUUUCUUAACACACUGGAUCAGAAGACUAUAAGUUUUCAAAGUCGAGUUUUGCCCCCUAAUGCAGUAUGGAUGGAGAAAUCAAAACUGAAGAGCUUGGAAAUUUGCCACCCUCAGGAGAGGAAUAUUUUCAAUCGGAUCUUUGGUGGUUUCCUUAUGAGGAAAGCAUAUGAACUCGGAUGGGCUACUGCUUGUAACUUUGGUGGUUCCCGACCAUUUGUCGUGGCGGUAGAUGACAUCAUGUUUCAGAAACCUGUUGAGGUUGGAUCAUUGCUGUUUCUGUCUUCUCAGGUUUGCUUUACUCAAGGCAACUACAUUCAAGUCAGAGUCCACAGCGAAGUGGCCUCUCUGCACAAUAAAGAACAUACGACCACCAAUGUCUUUCAUUUCACGUUCAUGUCGGAGAAUGAAGUGCCCUUGGUUUUCCCCAGAACAUAUGGAGAGUCCAUGCUGUAUUUAGAUGGGCAGCGGCAUUUUAACUCCAUGAGUGCAUCGGAUACCAUGAAAAAGGACUACCUUCUGAAGCCCCAGAAAGCCACGCUUGUUGGAGACCAGCGUUCCUCAGUGACAUAGUGCCUGAUGCAGGCCUCAUCGCGUUUAUUGGUUUAGUGUUUAUGCUCAUCCCCCACAGAGAAAAAGAAUGUAAUCAGCUUUUAGGAUGACUAAAAAAGUAGAACAAGAGAGUGGCUGGCUGGGACAGAGGGAGAGAGAGUUAUUAAAUAAUAAACACUUUCAAAAUGAUCGAAA